GUCGUCUUCUUCAACUUCUGUAUGUUGCGAUAUCGUCUCGAGGAAGGAAACACACAUCGACUCUGUGCUCGCGGAAAAGUCCGUACUGUGCGGGUGAAAACGCACUCGAAAUCGUCUGAAAAGUGUUCCCCGGGCUAGCCGGAAUCGCGUACGUUGCGGAAGUGAUAUUUUCCAUCGCUGACAAGUUGGGUAAAGUGGUGAAAAGUUGAAUUUUAACUGGGUUCUCAGCCUCCAUUAGCAGCGAAGGAGUUUUCUUGCUGACAUUUUUUUUCGCUCAACCUCUCCCUCUCGCGCUGAAGUGAUAGCUCUCUGUCUCCCGCUUGCGUUUGCACUUUUUGGGAGAAGCGCAGUGGUGUUGGUGUGAGUUUGGUGGAUUCGAUUUUUUAUUCGCUCUCCCUGCCUGGAUGCGAUUCAUCACCAAGAAAAGAUAGAGGUGUGUGAUUGUGUGCGUUGGCAGUAGUUUGCAUCGCAUCAGCGGCAACAACAACAACAACGGUGGCAUCCAGCACGACGUCGGCGGCAGUCGCACCUCGUCUCGGGUCGCGUUGUUCUGCGUCGCGGAUUACUAGUGUGCGUGUGCAAUUAUCGGUCCCGGUGAGAAGAAGUUAGACGAGUGUUGCGUGUCGCGAUUCAUUAAAAAAAACUGCAUACAGUCAAUAAUUGCGCUGUAGUGUGUUGGUGUUUUUCCUCAAGCGAGCUCAAGUCCAAAGUGUCACCGUUCGAGGGAUUGUGGGGGAAGAUAGUGUGUAUUGUUGUUCGUAGUCGUCGUCUUUUUCCCCGAAUUUUCACACGACGCGGACUCCCCUGGAUCCAGAGAGAAAGAGAUAGAGAGAGAGAUAGGGAGGAAGAAGAGCACAGCCCGCAGCUAUCCAUCGUUCAUCAAUCGAAAAAGUGGUCCCGUUUUCCCUUCGUCCUUGGUGUGUAGUGUCGCGGGCGCGAGUGUGAGUGGUGCUCUUUUUUGUUCUGGCGAAACUGCCACCGAUCCAGCCAUCCAUCUUCCGGAGUAGGAUUGCCCGAGCCGAGCACAACAGCUAAUAAAAUUUGACUCUUGAAAUCGCAGAGCAGAGCAACGACUGCAGGCUGCCAACCGAAGAAGAAAGAGAAGAAAAGGGUUCCAAUUUUCCAUCGACCUGUGCGAGCGGAAGUGACAAAGGACCGCGACAACGAGAGGAAGGAUUUAAUUUUCUUUUUGUUUUUUUCCGUUCCGGCGCUGAUGACGUACGCUGCGUUUGAGUUUCUGCAAGUUCCGUAGCAGUGCGGUGCUGCUACCCGCGCCCGUCUUGUGCUCGUACCCUAUUAGUUGUUUUGUCCGCAACUAAUAUUGGCCACGGGAACGAAGCUACGCUGGUGGAACCUGGCAGCCACAAUGUCGGUGCAGCAGUACUGUCUACGUUGGAACAAUCACCAGCCGAACUUCAUCUCCGUCUUCUCGACCCUGCUGCACAAUGAGAGCCUGGUGGACGUCACACUGGCUGCCGAGGGCCGACAGCUGCAGGCCCACAAGGUGGUACUGUCGGCGUGCAGUUCCUACUUUCAGUCCCUGUUCACCGCCAAUCCCUGCCAACAUCCGAUAGUGAUACUGAAGGACGUGCAGUACAACGACCUCAAAACGAUGGUAGAUUUCAUGUACUACGGUGAGGUGAACGUGUCUACCGAGCAGCUGCCCCAGGUGCUAAAAACGGCAGAAAUGCUCAAAAUCAAAGGCCUCGCGGAAAUGCCGGACGCUUCCGCGGUGUGUAAGGCCGAUCCGAGCAAGCUCGAACAUCCGGACCUGGUGGGCGCCGGCCUAGGUCCGGGUGGAACAGGCGGCCCGGAAUCGAUGUGGGGCAGUGCAGAAUCUCAACAGCAGCAAGCCGCCGCCCAGCAGCAGCAACAGCAACAGCAAUACCAUCAGCAGCUACAAGCCCAACAGCCCCAGCUGCGAAGGACACCCUCUCCCACCACCAACAUGUCUCCGGCGGCGCGGCGGAAACGGUUAAGGAAAACCUCGACGGGAUCGGGUUCGCUCUCUACCGAACGCAUGCAACAGCAACAGCAGCAGCAGCACCACCAGCAGCAGCAGCAGCAGCAACAACAACAGCAGCAGCAGCAACAACAACAGCAACAGCAACAACAGCAGGAAGAGCACGGUACCAAUACGGACGGAACGAUAAAUAUCGUUCCCCAUCUGCACAUACAGCAACAGGUAGACAACAUAUCGUACAGCACCAGUCACAGUGCGCUGGCGUCACUAGCCGGGGCAGCCGGUGGACCUGGUAACAAUAUCCGAAUAAUCAAGGAAAGUCCCAGUUCUGACGUUGACCAGCAGCAACAUGAAUCGUCGCAGGAAAGUGUGGACGAGUCAGGACACCAUAUUCCAAGUAUCAUCAAAACCGAGGACUUGAGUGGUGUGACGCAAACGAUACCGAUGGACAUUUCCGCGACGUCGAGCAGCGUGGCGGCAGUCAAUAUCCCCCAAUCGCAAUCUCAGCACAGUGGUGGGCAAUGGACUGUAAUCGAUACGAAUUAUUCGAGGUUCGGUAUCACGUCGUGUCAGACAAACUUAGGACUCCAGCAGCAGCAUGCACAGGCACAGGCUCAGGCACAGCAGCAUGCGGCCGCCGCCCAGCAGCAGCACCAUCAGCAGCAACAGCAAGCCGCCCAGGCAGCGCAAGCAGCGGCGGCAGCUAGUCAGCAAGCCCAAGCCCAGCAGCAGGCGGCGGCGGCAGCUGCGGCCCAGCAUCAUCAAGCGCAGCAACAGCAACAACAGGGUGAUAGCCAGUCGCUGAGCAAUAAUGGCGGCAGUGGCGGCAACAACAACAGCAACAGCAGUAAUCCCCUAUCGAAUGCCUCGACGAACAACUCCAACGCCCCGACGCCGCAGCCCACGACGCCAGUACAAAUCUACCAGCAUCCGUUCUCGCCGCAGAUCAUCUCCGUCAAUCCGAACAACAUGGUCAACAGCUACAGCUCGUCCAACAUUUCGACGCCAACGUCACCGCAGGGCGGUAAUGAAUCGGCGGCUGCUGCGGCCGCCAUGGUCCAAAGUGUCUACAGCCAUGGUGCGAAUGCAAAUCAAACAACCAUCGGGGCGACCAGUGCGAGUGGGACGACGACAAUUCAACCGGUUAAACGGAAACGGUCCGUCAACCCGCAAGGCGACGAAAACUUCCUGCGAGCACUCGAAGCCGUUCGGUUCGGUGGCAUUGGUUUCUGCAAGGCCGCUCGUCUGUACGGCGUAAACAACCGAACCCUAUGGUUAGAAUACAAGAAACGAGGUUACCCCAUCAGCAGGCCGAGCAUAAAAAGUAGGAUAAAGCUCGAGCCGAACAUUUCACCGCCACCCUCGACCACCCCCACUGGCGAUGAGAACGCCUCGAUGGAACAUUACGACACCUCGCUUUCGUCCCCGGCGCUUAAUAUGUCCCUGCAGCAGCAUCAACAACAGCAACAGCAACAACAGCAGCAACAGCAGCAGCAAGCUCAACAGCAGGCCGCCCAACAGCAGCAGGCAGCUCAGCAGCAACAACAGCAACAGCAAGCCCAGCAGCAGCAAACUCAACACCAAACGUCGAACGAGAACGCAGCAACGGCGGCGGCAGCCGCUGCAGCUGCAGCCGCAGUGGCCGCAUCGUCCGCUGCUGCUCCGCUGAUGUGUCCCCCGCAUGCGCACCCGAUGGGAGUGAUGGGUUUCCUGGACACGCGGCACGUAGACUUCACGACGGCAGCCGCCGGGAUACACCAGAUGUCCCGGCAGAGGUAUCCGGAUACGACGACGGUGAACAUGAACACCGGAGCGGUCAAUUUGCAGGGCUUAAAUUUUAACUCGAUGUAAGGUGACGAGGGUGCUUCGAAGGGGCGCUGGGGGAGGAGGGCGAAAACAACGGUGGACGUUGAUGGUUUGAGAAAUACGGGGCUGUGCGUAGUGCGGUUGAAGGAAUGAUGAGAUUUGGUUUCCUAAGCGCGGGUUGGAGUAACCAUACCGAGAACGUCAGAAAUCUGCUUUUUCCGAAAGAAAUUAUCAGGUAGCUUAACAAGCUUCCCCAGCGAUGUUCUCUGAAUGGGGCUUAGAAGUUUCCUAAAUUCGAUUUUCACUCAGUUUUUUUUCAUUAUUGUAUUUUUCACACCCUUAGCAAAAGAAAAUGCACAUUCUAUCUGACCAAAGUUGUACGUAAGCCGGUUGAAAUUUAAAAUGUAUGAGGCGUUUAUUUUUUUUAUGGAAAUUAAAAACUGUUAAGUUUCUUUAUCGUUGACCACUUCGGUAGUGACGGAGAAUCUGUUCGUCACUCGGAAGUAAUAAAUAAACAGUUA
Ochlerotatus camptorhynchus is the source of this 4290-nucleotide messenger RNA. RefSeq lists its product as uncharacterized. Gene Ontology annotation, biological process: regulation of transcription by RNA polymerase II. The transcript has 5 exons. The record is from RefSeq and is a predicted model, not a curated record. Gene Ontology annotation, molecular function: DNA binding; protein binding. Gene Ontology annotation, cellular component: nucleus. Bases 1367 to 3814 code for a protein of 815 amino acids. NCBI's taxonomy places the organism in Eukaryota, Metazoa, Arthropoda, Insecta, Diptera, Culicidae.